Molecule: messenger RNA, 1182 nt
Organism: Colletotrichum graminicola M1.001
Lineage: Eukaryota; Fungi; Ascomycota; Sordariomycetes; Glomerellales; Glomerellaceae
Product: cation efflux family protein
Exons: 2
Coding region: 1-1182 (393 amino acids)
Biological process (GO): transmembrane transport; monoatomic cation transport
Cellular component (GO): membrane
Molecular function (GO): monoatomic cation transmembrane transporter activity
Source: RefSeq, a predicted model, not a curated record
AUGUCUUCCACCUCAACUGCCACCAUGACUGCCAACCCCGUCCAGUCCCGUCGGAGCCAUGGCGGUCACUCGCACCACCACCACCACGGCCACGACAAUGUCUACUUGACCUCGGCCAACAAGAACGAUGCCGGCGUGCGCAUCACCCGCAUCGGCCUCUUCUCCAACCUGGGGAUGGCCUUUGCCAAGGGCGCUGGCGGCUACGCCUUCGGCUCCCAGGCCAUGAUUGCCGACGCCUGGCACAGUCUGACUGACCUGGCCUCCGACAUCUUGACGCUGGCCACUGUUUCGUGGAGCCUGAAGCCCCCGACCGACGCCUUCCCCACCGGUUUCGGCAAAAUCGAAAGUCUCGGGUCUCUGGGCGUGUCCAGCAUGCUUCUGGGCGGCGGCCUGUUCAUGUGCUGGAGCAGCUUGAUCACCCUCCACGCACACCUCUUCCUCGACCCUGCAGCCGCUGCAGAGGCAAUCGCCCACGCUCACCACGGUCACAGCCAUAGCCAUGCCCAUACUGGCCCGAGUUUGCACGCCGCCUGGUUGGCACUGGGUACGGUCGCAAUCAAGGAAUGGCUGUACCAAGCUACCAUGAAAGUCGCCCGCGAACGAAAGUCCUCCGUUCUUGCCUCCAACGCCGUCCAUCACCGUGUCGACAGCUGGACUGGUAUCGUCACCUUACUCGCCAUCCUGGGUGCAAACUUUUUCAAGGACGCAACCUGGUUGGAUCCUGUCGGUGGACUCAUGAUUUCCCUUCUUGUCAUCAAGGCCGGAGCCGAAAACACACUCUCUGCCGUAUACGAAUUGGCCGACCGUGCCAUUGACGAGGAAGUCAAAGACGACAUCCGGAAGUACACCCUGAGGAGCCUCUCUGAUAUUACUGACGGCCACGAGGUCGAUGUUCGUAACGUCUCCGGCGUCAAGUCGGGCCAGAACUACCUGGUGGACAUCGAUCUGGCUGUGCCCGGAGCUUGGUCUGUCGAGACCGUCCGUGAUGUGGAGGACCAGGUCCGCACGUUGGUAGGCACCAAGGUCCGAGGUGUGCGGAGGAUCAAGGUGCGGUUCGUGCCGAAGGAGGCCGAGGUUGCGCGCAAGUUUGAUGAGUUUAUCCCGGGAGAAGCCAAUCGGGAUGUUCGCGAGGAAGCCGAGGGCCACGCCCACGCCAACGGCAAUGGCCACAAGCAUGAAUAA